Molecule: messenger RNA, 4792 nt
Organism: Salvelinus sp. IW2-2015
Lineage: Eukaryota; Metazoa; Chordata; Actinopteri; Salmoniformes; Salmonidae
Source: RefSeq, a predicted model, not a curated record
GCCAGCGAUUUAUACAGUGCCUACAAUCGCCGAAGCCUGCGAGAACGACGCAAAUCCAACUGGCUCUAUUGUAGGGUGAUGGAUGACGUAAAGUUCCUACGUAAAUGGCGCAGUGGUGAUUCGGUUUUUGAUCCGCAGCUGCGGAAUAGGGAAUGGGAAUAGAAACGACGUAUCUUUUCAGGGGUAAAAAUUGGUCUGACGCCUGGUAUUACAACAACCAAUUUAUCGGGACCCGCUACUCUAGUAGCCCGAUUGGGAUCGGGAGUUGUCCAGUUGGUUGUCACAUAUGAUACACACAAUAUAAAAACAUUGUGUGGCGAUUUAUUUAUUAAACUUCACUGUAUGUCAGUGAGAAACAUUGUAUGGAUGAACCUCCCGGCUCUCAUACAUGGCGUGAAGAGACAUCGGGCAGCGGAUAUUCUACAUAUCGACGACGUGUUGCAAUUUAUCGAAGAAUCAAGACCUUGAAUACCAAGGCAGAGUAAAUGGAGCGUGUGUCUGCACGGUUUUGACUCUAGGUUACGGUAUGAUCCAGCUGCGAAUCUUAUCUGAUUGCCUGGCCCGGAUUCCUGUGGAACCUUUCACUUGAAGUACAGUGGCUGGAUUCAUAGGGAGGUACGUGUGUGUUCUGCCAGCCACGGUUCAGCGCAAUAUUGUCGCUGCGGUAUUUUACAGGGUUUAUCCCUGGCAGAGUACUGCUCCAGGUCCGCGUUGAGGUGAGCUCGAGGUGGACACGCGUAGGAUGGGAGAACGAACAGAACCGAUGCAGUGGGUCUUGGCAAGGCAUCGUCACAAUACAGGGCAGUGAUGCCUGGUAUGGUGAUGUUUCGGCGGCGCUGGUCAGUUGGCAGUGAUGACCUAGUGCUGCCCGCCCUCUUCCUCUUUCUACUGCACUGCAUCUGGCUGGUGGUUCUAUCUGUGGUUCUGUUCGGCCUGCCCUAUGGCUCGGACCAGUCCUGCUCGGUCACCCUGGUGGACCAUGGCCGGGGGUACCUGGGCAUCUUGGUCAGCUGCCUGAUCUGUGAGAGCGCCAUCAUAUGGCUGAGUAUGAGAGGCAGCAUCCUCUACACACAGCCCAGAGAAGCUGUGCAGUAUGUCAAAACCCUCAGGUUGGUACCCUCUGCCCUACACACUACCAUCUCUACAGAGUAUACCACCUGCACCCUCAGACACAGGCUAGAGGAGGGCCAAGCCAGCAGCUGGAGCAGGAGACUGAAGUUCUUCAUGUGCUGCACCCGAGCCCAGGACACACARUCUGAUGCGUAUUCYGAGGUGGCCAGCCUGUUUGCAGAGUUCUUCAGAGAUCUGGACAUUGUGCCUAGUGACAUCAUAGCUGGCCUGGUGCUGCUUCGCCAGAGACAGAGGUCCAACAGAGGUGCCAUCCUGGACCAGGCCAACAAUGACAUUUUAGCCUUCUUAUCUGGAAUGCCUGUAACUCGCAACACCAAAUACCUGGACCUUAAGAACUCGACGGAGAUGGGCAUGUACAAGGAGGUGUGUUACUACAUGCUGUUUGCCCUGGCAGCGUACGGCUGGCCCAUGUACCUGAUAAGGAAGCCUGCCUGUGGGCUGUGCCGCCUGGCCAGCUCCUGCCACUGUACAUCAGGGUCUGGCUCUAGGCUGUCCCAGACAGUGACAGUGGAGGAGGAUAACUGUUGUGGCUGUAACGUCCUGGCUAUCCGCCGCCACUUCCUGGACAGAGAGCUGAAGCAGGUCCACGUUGUCUACACAUCCUGGCACGACGCGGUUUACGAGACACCUUUCUUUGUGGCUGUGGAUCAUGGGAAAAAGAAAGUUGUCAUCAGCAUUCGAGGAACCCUGUCCCCCAAAGAUGCCCUGACUGAUCUCACAGGGGACUCUGAGCGUCUGCCAGUGGAGGAGCAGCAUGGAAACUGGCUGGGCCACAAGGGGAUGGUUUACUCAGCAGAGUACAUUAAGAAGAAACUGGAGCAGGAAAUGAUCUUGUCACAAGCCUUUGGAAGAGAUUUGGGUAAGGGAACCAUGCACUACGGGCUGGUGAUAGUGGGACACUCCCUUGGUGCCGGUACUGCAGCCAUUCUGUCCUUCCUGCUCCGCCCCCAGUACCCCACACUGCAGUGCUACUCCUACUCUCCACCAGGUGGCCUUCUGAGCUUGGAAGAGGAGCCCACCUACUCAGCUCUCUGGGGGGAUAACAAGUCUUUCAACGAGGUCAUCAUCUCCCCUGCCAUGCUAAACGAGCACAUGCCUCACAUGGUGAUGGAGGGACUYAACAAGGUGCUGGAGAACUAUAACAAAGGGAAGACAGCCCUGCUUUCAGCUGCUAAGGUAAUGGUGAGCCCAACCGAGGUGGACCUGAACCCAGAGACCAUCUUCAUGGCAGCCGCCCCGCCUCCUGCCUCCCAACAACCCACCCCAACCACACAACACCGCAGGAACAGCAGUGUUCGUUCUUGUGCUCGCUCUGAGAUUUCACUCGAUGGCUUUGCGGAGUGCCCCCCUCCCCCAGUGCCAGUGGUUCUGCGGGGGGCCAGGGAGCGCCUUACCGUGGAGCUGAGGGACCGCCACGCCCCCCUGGCCAUGAUGGAGAGCCUGUCAGACGCCGAGUCCCUCUACAGCCUGGACUCCCGACGAUCCUCAGCUGCACUCAGGGGCUCGCCCAUGCUGGGGUGCCUCCCCUUCCAACUGAAUGCACCUAUCCCUGAGGAGAACCCCUCUCUCAGCUCCCGCACCGAGCUGCUGGCUGCCGACUGCCUCUACCAGGCCACCCCAGAGCACGAGCUGGGAGAGGCAGGACCUUACUUCACUCCUCUGGGAUCCGGCUCCACCCCAGACUACCCCAUGCGGCUCUCCCCUUCCACCCCGCGCUAUAGUGGCCACCACUCCCCAGCACCACUGGCCCAGAGUGUCAUAGGUCAGCCUUUCACACAAAAAGAGCCUUGUGCCGCCCCUUGCCAUCAAAUGCCUGGCAUUUACAGCCCAGGCAGCACCCCUAAUGCUCCCCUCAGCCCACGGAUCAGCCAUGGGGAGGAGGAGGGAGUAGAGGCAGAAGGAUGGGAAACAGAGACAGGAGAGUCACAGCCCUCCUCCUCCACUCCUCCAGCCCAGCUGUCCAACGGCAACCCUAGUCAGGCAGUGCUGGAGUUUGCACAGUACCUGGACUCUCUCUUCAGGCUGGAUGGCAGUGGCUCACCGCCUCUGGAGUUGUCUGACGGGGAGUCUGAGUCCGGUCGGGGGUCGUAUGGUCAGGGAGAGGGGCCAGGGGAAGGACAGAAGGGGGACGAUACACAGCUUCUGGCUCGGGCCACAAUGGAGCCUAACCUGGUUCCUAAGCCCCCGCGUACCUUUGCUGGAUCUGCUGACCCUUCCUCUGGCAUCUCCCUCUCACCCUCAUUCCCUCUCUCUUCCUCUGGUGAGAUCAAUGACCUCUCUCCCGCCGACGGAGCACCUCUUCCCACGCACUCACUACGAACCUCCACUCCCUGUCCCUACCCUGAAGAAAACACACUGGCGUCUAUGGUAUAGUGGCCCACUCAGUCCCUCCAUGACUCUUUCUCUCUCCUCUUUCCUUAUUCCGUUGCUGCAUCUAUCUGAUGUUAAAGUAUCACUGAACAUGCAUGCGAUGGAAUGCAAUCUGCUAUGCUGUUACAGUACCUUACAAAGACAUGACAUGGCAGACCAUAAUGAAUAAGACUGAGAUGAAAAACUAUUGUUCCAUUUUCAGGUGUCAAAAGCUGUGUAAAGCAUUUUCACUACUAUUGUAAUAAUACAUUUGAAUCUCUGUCUGCAUGCCAGGGGCCUGUGCUGCUUUGGGGUGAAUAGCCUCACCACUGACUGUCAUUCCAACACACACUAUCUCACAUCAACACAUGGUAGCAUUACAGCCCUGCAGUGACGUGACUUUAUCAAAUGGGAGACAACUGAACAGGGGGAGGGAGGAGUUAGACACUAGGUGGGGUUUUCAUUGGCACAUAAUCACAAUUAACUUACCCACCUCCUUCAUCAGCUCCUAAAGCUUAUUCAUCUUUAAUAUCAGGAAAGUUAAAAAAACGGAGACAGAUGCUGAACAAUAGAGAGGAGAGAGAGAAGACGUUAUGUUUUGUUUCUCAGGUCUAUCAAGAAAUGACAGUGUGGAAGAGAAGGAGUGUAGAUCAUAGAGAAUUUAUGUGUCUUAAAACAGUGAUUGUGACAAAUGUUAAGAAUGUGGUUUUGGUCUUUGGUUGUCUUUUAUAGCAUGAGGAACGUAGUAUUCAUUUUUUUUACAGAAAUCACUCGUCCGUCAGUAACUCUUACUAACAUACGGACCAUCUCACACACAUCAAAAUGCACAAUUUGCCCCUUUUUUCCCAAAAAUGUAUUGCCAAAUGUAUUUAUAAGAUGUGAUAUUGUUUAUGUUUGUGAAAUACUGUAAAAUGUACACUUUGACAAAACAAAGAUACAGGUUUCAAGUUUAAUUCCGAGAGGGAGAAGAUACAUUUUGGUAUCGCUCCCUUUAAUAGCCAAUCAGUCUAUUCCCGUUCAAACUGUGUUAAAACACCCUGGAGAGGAUGAGGAAGCUAUCCCUACAACACUGCCAUGGCACAUAUCUCCCAAAACAUGUCUCUCUCCAAGUGUUUGUACCAAGCCAAUUAUGCUAAAAAAAAAACAUGAGAUGCACUGUAGGAGAUUGUUCCUCUUAAAGGGGUCUUGCUGAGGUACACAAUUAUGUCAAUGACUUCUAAGUCUUUGGUUCCCUUUAAACUGGUUCAUCUCAAGCAUAUUGAGGUUGAACUGUACAGGUUGUAGUGCCCACUUUCACUACAUUUUACUAAAA